Messenger RNA from Gasterosteus aculeatus aculeatus (three-spined stickleback), 7969 nucleotides. RefSeq lists its product as uncharacterized. The record is from RefSeq and is a predicted model, not a curated record. NCBI's taxonomy places the organism in Eukaryota, Metazoa, Chordata, Actinopteri, Perciformes, Gasterosteidae.
UGCACUAAAACCCACGAGGAAGAAGAAGAAGACCGCGAUAGCAACACUUCGCUCGUGCUUGUUCGGGCUUUAGCUUCAAGCUGUUGUUGGAAAUCUAUACUUUUAUUUGAGUUAACUGCCAUCUUUGAUGUGAACGGAAACGGAGCCGACGGAGUGUUUUGAUGUUAUCCUCUUAACUCUGUAGCUAGCUUAGCCUGCUAGCGUCCUGUGUGAUCGUUAGCCAUUAGCUUUGUCCCACCGAGGAAUCGGACGAUGCGGAACCGACCCCCCAUGGGACCGAUGGGCGACAGCAGACCUCCAUUCGAUUCGGGUCCUCCGGGAGGGUGGGGGCCCCCGCCGCCGGGGGGCUGGGGCCUCCCACCCUCGGGAGCUUGGGGUCAUCAGCCACCGGAAGACUGGGGCUCUCCACCGCCCGGUGGAUGGCCUCUGCCGCCCGAGGAAUGGGGGCCUCCACCCCCUGGAGGGUGGGGGACCAAGAGAGCCUCUGUCCUCUGGAGGGUGGGGACCAAGAGAGCCCCCGCUCCCUGGAGGGUGGGGACCAAGAGAGCCUCCACCACGUUGCUGGGGACCAAGAGGACCAUCACCGGCCCCCGGGCUGGGGGCUUCAUCCAGACGACUGGAGACCACCCCACCCUGAGGAUAGGAGACCCCCUCAUCCGGACGACUGGAGACCCCCACACCCCGAUGACUGGAGACCCCCUCAUCCGGACGACUGGAGACCCCUCUCGAGCUGGGGACCCCCUGGCUGGGGUCCGGAGCAUCCCCCUCAUUCGUGGAGGUCCGAGCCUGUUCCACCAGUACUACCAGUCCCUCCUCCAGACCCCCCAGCCUACGGGCCGGGGCCCGUGCCUCCCAUCCCCCCUCCAGCCUGCGGGCUACCUUUAGGGUACCUGAGCUACCCCCCUCCCAGCUGGACCGGAGAGACCAUUGUGGAGGAAGUGAUGCUCAACCCACCACCUGAUCAGCCUGAGUGGAUCAAAGCCUUGAUUUCGGCUCCGGUUGGUGAGUCGACCCCAGGGGAAACUAAGAAUCCCGCCGAAGAUCCGUCCGUCGCCAAAACACCGACUGACCCAGCCGCCGCUGCCCCCAAACCCCGACCCGAUCCCACUAAGACCAACCGAGCGCUGGGUCUGCUGGGGAAACGCACCUUUGAUAAGCCUCCUCCUGGCAGGUCCACAGGGAUCAUCUCCUUCAUUGGGCCCACCUUCGGCUACAUCGAGAGAGAAGAUCUGGAGAAGUUCAGCUUCAGCUUCGCCGCCUUCUUUGGAAACCCAAAGGCCAUGACGCCCGGGGUCAGAGUUCACUUCACGGCCUGCAAGGAGAAGAACGGUCCGAUAGCCACAGAUGUGAAGGUGGCUCCUGGUGGAACCGAGAACGUGGACACGGAGAUCUACGAGGCGGUGGUCAGCCAGCCCAUCGCUGAGCCUCAGCCCGGUGAACGUCAGUACCCGGGCCAGGUCCACGUGGACAUCGGGCCGCUGAGGACCAACCUGACCUUUGACAGGAAGGACAGCACAGUGACGCUGCUGAAGAACGACCAGGUGCUCAUCAACCUGCUGACGGACAUUGUCAGCGAGAAGAGAAGAGCCACCAACAUCAAACCCCAAAUCCCCUCCACCUUCAGCAACACCAAGGAGACCAGGGAGAAGGGCGUCAUCCUCAGCCUGAAGGACAGCGAAGGUGUCAUCAAGUGUGACGAACAUGGUGAGCUUCCCUUCAGCAUCAGAGAGAACUUCAGCGACAUCGAGUUCACGGCCGAGGACGUUGGCGAGGAGGUUGAGUUCACCGCCCUGACGCUGAGGGGGGGGAAGCGGGCCAUCAGGAUCCGGAGGGUGACGGAGCCCCUCCUUCUGACGCUGUCGGCCGCCACGGCCGCCGCCGAAGAGGAGGCCGCCGCCCGGCACCCCGUGCUGGACAAAGACUUGCAGCUGAACGGGAAGGCCGGUGUGGGGCCGGAGCUGGGCGUCAACAUGAAGCUGGACUCGGAGCUCUACGAGGGCAUCGUCAGCCAGCCGAUCAUUGAGCCCACGCCCAACAUGCAGGGCUACCCGGGUCAGAUCCACGCCAACAUCGGCCCCCUCAAGACCAACGUGACCUUCGACCACCGGGACUGUGGCGUCACGCUGCUGAAGAACGACCACGUGCUGAUCAACCUGCUGGUGGACGUCAGUACCGGGAAGAGGAGAGCAGCCAACAUCAAACCCAAAAUCCCCUUCACCUUCAGCUACACCAAGGAGAAGAGAGAGCUGGGCAUUGUCACCUUUCUGGGUCCAAAAGAAGGAAUUGUCAACUCCGAAGAGCACGGCGAGCUUCCCUUUGACAUCUGUGAGAACUUUGGCGAAGUCAAGUUCAACAGCGGCGACAUCCACAAGGAGGUGGAGUUCACGGUUGCCAUGGUGAAAGCAGAAAAGAGGGCCAUCAGACUGUUGAGGACCAAAAGGGUGGAGGACCAAAUCCUAGAGGAGCAGAAGAGACGGGAGGAGGAGGAGAAGAGGAAGAGGAGGGAGGAGGAGGAGAGGAGGAAACAAGAGGAGGUAGAGAGGAUGAAGAUGGAGAAGGAGGCGGAGAGGAAGAAGAGCGAGGAGGUCUCUGCGGCGUUGGCAGCAGCCAAAUGCAAAUGGUCGCCGCUCGGCAUCAGGGUGAGGAACCCUGACACGCAGGAUGAUGUCAGCAAGGAGCGAUUCCAAGGCACAAUCCUCAAAGCCAUCUCCAAAUAUCCACGUAAGGAGAUCAAGAAGGAGCCCCAGGAGAAGGAGGAGCAGGUGAACAUCAAGACGGAGAAGACUGAUGAAGUCAAGAAGGAAGAUGGAGAGGAGGGGAAGAUGGAGGAGAAGAAUAAGGAGGCGGUGAUGCCGGAGAUGGGUCGACUGGUGAUGACCAUCGAUGGCCAACAGAAGCUUCUUCCCUUCGGACCCAACGACCUGCUGAGCACCGCCACCAUGCUGGAUGGAGACAAGGUACGCUUCAACAUAGCCACUCAUGGAGAGAACAAAGAGGAGCGCGCCACCUUCGUGGAGAUUCUUCCCGACUCCUUCGAAGAGUCCAUCGAGCAACGUCGACACGGCAUUGUGAUUGAGUUCUCUCACGCCUCCGGACUCAUCAAGUGUGUUCAGAACCCUCAGCUCUACUUCCACAUGUCGGAGGUGAUCGAGAAGAAGAGACUGGAGCUGAACGAGAAGGUGGAGUUCAGCGUGGUCCCGCAUGAAACGGCGGAAGGUGGAAACCAAGCCAUCCGGAUAAAACGCUUCACAGAGAGCGUCUUCCUCCCUGCUCGUAGACUGGGAGGCGUCGGGGCGAAUAAGGGCAAGAUGACCAUAAAGUUGGCAAAAACAGAGGACACUGAAAAAGAAAAACCAGAGACGGACAAAAUAAAGGCUGUGGUGAAAAACCUUAGAACGCAGGACAGCAAGACAAGUAUCGGCAGAAGGGAUUACGAAGCCAGUAGGAACAAAUGGGGCCGGAGCAGCAGCAGUAGGAGUCCGAGUCGGAGUAAGGCCAGGAGUAGGAGUCCGAGUCGGAGUAAGGCCAGGAGUAGGAGUCCGAGUCGGAGUAAGGCCAGGAGUAGGAGUCCGAGUCCGCCCAGAGACCAGUUUGGACGCAUCAUCACAAAGAGAAGCAGCACCAGCACCGACCGCAAAAGCAGCAGGUACAGGCGAAGCCGAAGCCGCGAGAGGUCCAGCCGGCCCCCCAAGAGUCUCACUAAGAGCCACAGUAGGAGCCGCAGCCGGACCAGGAGUUCCAGCAGGAGUCGCAGCAGGAGCAAGGAGCGGGCCAUCAAGAGCAGCAAAAUUGUCAGAGACCGCGACGAAAGCCACAAGAGAAGACAGGAAGUAAGCCCUCCUUCCAGCCGUGGUGGUGUCGUGGAUGAUGAGCUAGCGAGGAAGAAGCGGGAGCUGGAGGAGCUGAACGACAUGAUUGCCUACAAGAAGUCUCUAGUGGACAUGGACCCCGGACAGAGGACUUGCAUAGAUUACGACCACGGCCGGAUCGCCGUCCCUCUUACGGAGUACAAACCCGUCCGGUCCAUCCUGAAGAAACGGCCAGAAGGACCCGAUUACCUCCAUGUUCCCCCUCAUCCCUACGAGGAUCCUUACUAUGACCGGAUGUACAGUCCUUUCCAGGACCGGCGGUAUCCUGAGCGCCCCGGUGAUCCAUACGGUGGUCGGUCUUACACCGAGCAUCCUUAUGGCGAGCGGCCCUACACCGAUCGCCCCUAUGAAACUUUUCUCUAUGGUGAACCUUCCUACGGUGGCCCUCCUUCUGCCAGCCAACGGUACGCCGAUCGCUAUGAUGUUUAUGAUGAACCGUAUGACGACCGCUACUGCGACGUGGCAUAUGCUGAGCGGGCUGAUCAGCCGCAUCGCCCCGUGAAACAGACCCACGUUCCCUCAGCUUCUUCUCAAUCCGCCUCACCUCAGCCUCCAUUGAUGAAUACUGCUGCACUUUCAUCUACCCCGCACUCUCUGAGACCUCCUUCUCCCACAGAAUUGCCUCCUAGAAGCCCCUCACCCACACUGAAGAACACAACUCCUUACAAGGCGCCUUCAACAGUGAAACAGCCCCUUGACCGCUUUCUUGACAUGCUCAGCCAAAAGGUGGAUGCUGAAAAGAAAUCUGAACCGGUUCAUAUGAAUGAUGAGCUUCUGCCUCAUGAGAAGGCCCUUCAAGACGGCAGCGGUUUCUCACGUAUUGUUGGAUUGGCUCAAGAGCAACCCGGCAGCAGUCUAGCUCAAGAUGGGGAAAACACACAGCAGAGCUCUCAAAGAUCCUCAGUAGAAAGAACCAGUGGGGAACCACAGCACAAGGGGAAACCGUAUGACAAGAUUCAAAGUCUACUCCGUACAAUCGGUCUGAAGCUCAGUACGGGAGAUAUGUCCAAACUGGCGAGCCGAGCCCAAGGGAACGUCUACAGCCCAAAGUCCUCAUCCUCAGAAAGAGAGACUUUGUCAUCCUCAAGGGAAGGUCGGCAAACAAGUAGAACUGGUUCUGUUGAACUGGAUCACAUCUAUUCCCCCGUCCCUACGAGGUCCUCCAGCUUGGAGACACUCGGCAGAUCGAAAGCAGUCUCCGAGUACGAAGGAUUUUUGGACCAGCAAGAGCUGGAGGCUCUGCAGAAGGCACGACAUCAACAGAGUCUCACCAAAACAAUAGGGAGCGCACCCUCCACCACUCCUCCUCCAUCUGCUCUUCCCGGGCCUCCGCCUGCACGCUACCAACAUCCACUCCCAUCAAUUAACUGGCCUCUUGCAGUCACUUCCCAGAUUCCUCCACAGCAAAGCUCCCUAACCCCAAGCGUGGAGCGACCACCCCAGAGGUUUGGACUUCCUCCAGGCCCUCCCCCUGGACUGCCUCCUCAGCGUCCAGCACAGCCCCCUCCAGGACCUCCACCCCAGCACCCUCCAGGACAACCUCCCUUUUCUCCAUCCUCCAGUCAUGUCUUUCCUAUCAUUGGCCAACCUCCUGCAGUGCCACCCCUUAACCCCUCCAGUCCUUUGCAGCCUAUGAUCACUGUAGCUUUAUCACCACCACCACCGUCGAGCGAGAACCAACCGACCAUCUCCACCACAGUGGCCAGAUGCUUAAAGGUCAUUGAGACGGUGAAGUCGUUGGCGGUUCAACCUUUAGCCAAACCGGUGAAAUCGGUGCAGUUCAGUUUACCAACAGUCUCUUCAUCAGCUUCCAGUCAUCAGACCUCCGCAGAGGCAGAUGAUGAAGUUAAGAACAGGCAGCAGGAGAAGCUGGAUUCGUACAACCAGAGGGUUUUAGAGAAGCGGGACCUGCACUACAAGGACUGGCUCAGCCGCAAGAAUCAGAGGGGCGAGUGGAAAGACGGCGUACGGAUCUUUCCAGAGAUGGAGAUUCACAAGAAGGUUUGUCCCGGACAUGUCUUUGCCAGCAUUGGUGUUUCUAGCAUCUCUCCCGGUAGCACGGGUUGCUUUAUUAAGGAGCAGCUUUCAGCCCCAGCAGAGAUCCCGACGGAGUAACAAACAACUUCUUGACGGCAUCACGCUGUUUUUCUGCCUCCCACGUUAGCAGAGUAGUGGUUUGUCCUACCGACCAAAAGAAGAAACCAGCUGCAAUCUGCACAAAGUAAAUUCUUUUUCUCUUCAUGUGAUGUUAUAUCUAGUUUCCAGCAAUCAGGAGUCCAGAAAGAACUUUAUAGUUAGAUGAGCUAUGAGACUUUAAUAAAGACAUGUUUUUAGCCAGGUUGAGUUUAGUUUGACAUUUCUAACUGCUGAUACCAACACGAUUUAUUCUGAAUGCAAGCAUUAAGUAAACGCAACUAUGAAACUGAACAUGCCUUUGAUGCCAGCCCAGCUACCGGACUGUUCGAAGUAUUUGAUACCUCCAGAUACAUUUGAGUUUUUAUCAAGUAGUUAUUGAGGUCUGAUACCCAGAACUAGUAGAUAGCUAGCCAUGUUGUUAGUGAUGGUCUUAAUCAAGCUAGUUCUAUUAGCCCUAUAACUCUUCCAUAUUAAAUACUGCCGCGCUCAGUGUUCUUCCUUCACCAAACCAGUGUCUUAAUGGAAUCUGCAGCUGGGUACCACUCAGGGAUGUUCCAAACUACGAGGCUGUGACCCACACUCCUUCCGUCCGGCUUCUUGUGAUUCAGUUUUAGAAGCCUGUGAAGGAAAUCUCCUCUGAGGCAUGGCAGCCUUUUUGGCUCGAGUCUUCUGAUCCAUUCGAUUUCUGAUUUUCUGCGUCGACACUACCUUGCGCCGCCGCUCUGCUCUCGCCGAUUACAGUUGGGGUAACAGCGGCCGACUUCGGUAGACGCCGUUUAACUUAGCCGCCGCACGUUGAGAGCCGCGUGGAGGCAACAAAUCCGCUCUGAACUUCCUCUAAAAAUAACCUUUUAGGUUUUAUCCCUCUGACUGCUAAGACACCAUUGACACGUAUUUAUAAUAAUGUUCUGUUGCAUCGUUAUGACAUCGUAAUGAUGUUGUGAUGACAUCCUGACCAUGAGGAGGACUUGGCGUCCCAACGGGAGCUCCUGUUGGAAGAAGACAAUGACCAACGAGGCAACCUGUCUCAGGACGACCACAGUGAAGGACUGUUAACAGAUCUAACUAGCUAGCUGAACUAACCGCUAGGCUUUGAUUGAUGUUGGCAGGCAGAAAUGGCGCCGUUGAAAGAUAAUAAUAAGAUAAGUCUGUACUACUGUUUGUAGUGCUAUGCGUGUAGUACUUAGGUAGCGACAACCAAUCUGAGUAGUACUAUCUCACGUUAGCUAGCUAUGACGCUAUGUGCAUAUAUUGAUCGAGUAACAGUUUCGUCGAUGCUAACAUCUGGGUUGUUUUCAAGCGUCACAGGAAGCUCAGGAUUUUGUCCAAAAAGUAGUUGGAGCUUGACUUCAUUUCAGUCUUACUUACAAUUGGCAUGGCGGUAACUCUUUGGGGCUCGUAGGGAAUCUGUUGCGUUACCAGUACGUUAUGGAUUUCAUGAGCUGAGGUCAUUUCACAGCGGAAGAUUGUAUCGAAUUGAGCUUCUGCGAGAGCCCCCCCCGUCAGUCAGAGGUAUUUAAUGCUAAUGUAAUGGAAGUAAAGCUACAUAGCUCUGUCGGCGCUACUUUUUUCCAAAUAUAUGGAAAACAAUCUGAAUAACCUUGUAGAAGUACUAUCUGAACUACAACCUUCAGGUGUUCUGAGCCGCCACCUAGCCUUACGCUCCAGUCUGAAGCUAAUGUUGGCUUCAGAGAAAGCGUCCCGUCAGUUAGAUGUCAUUAGUAAUGUGAAUGAAGUAAAGCUACGUAGCUUUGUGUUCGAGCUACAUUUGUCCCGAAUAAAUUGCAAACUUAACAAGAGAAUAUGGUAUUUUGUCUUGACCUAGCUUUACUAGGUCUUUCCAGCUGGUGAAACCGUCUGUUAGCUCAGGAGGCUAACGUUUGGCUGCUGACUUCAUUUAAGAUAUCAAUAGCUUUGGCAUUUUCAGGCCCGACUUACUGGUAGUCUGUCAUCGCUGUGGUAAG